Messenger RNA from Pneumocystis murina B123, 1224 nucleotides. RefSeq lists its product as hypothetical. The transcript is spliced from 6 exons. Lineage: Eukaryota; Fungi; Ascomycota; Pneumocystomycetes; Pneumocystales; Pneumocystaceae. Bases 1 to 1224 code for a protein of 407 amino acids. The record is from RefSeq and is a predicted model, not a curated record.
AUGAAUAUUAAUCAGUAUUCCUUUAACUGUAAUAAAAACCAAGUAUCUAAAAAUUCGACUGAAAGGAAUCAGAAUGCCAUGGAAGCGCUCGAAUCAUAUGUUUAUAACUAUGAUAAUAUUAAGAAAUUUCCCUCUAAUUUUGAAAACAAACACACAUCUGAUCUAAUAAAUAAUAAAUCAAAAGAUGGCAAUCAAUAUGAUUUCCUAUAUUCAUUAUCACAUAAAAUAUUCAAUUUCCAAUCUAUAUCAUUAUUUAUACCAACAAUUACAAAUAUUUUAAAAAAUACAUCAAAAAACCAAAAAAACUAUUUAAUUUUGUGUUGUUCUCAUUUUAUUAUUGCAUUUCUAAUGUGGAAUUUCAAAUAUGCACCAUUUUCUUCAACAACAUUAGGAUCUAUUAUCAUAUAUGAUGCUGUUAAUAUGCUAUUUAUGUUUUUGUUAAAUAUUUAUGAAAAGUGUGAAAUCUGGCAUGAAAACACAAUAAAGAAUCCUUUUGGUUUAAAAAGAGUCGAAGUUCUUGGGAAAUUUUCAAUAGCAAUAUUUUCAUUAUAUAUAACUAUAAACUCCUUUAAAAACAUUAUAGAAGAAAGUAUUCUGGAUUCGUUUUCAGAAAAAAACAUUUUAAAAAAAUCAGAAUUUAGUCAAAUAACAUUGAUUUUUUCCUUCAUAACUAUUGUGAUUUCUAUUAUCAUGACUACUAUUUCAACUAUUUACUUUAAUAAUCGUUUUCAUCUAUCUAAGGGUAUCUUUUCAUCAUCAACGGUUUUUCCUACACUUUUAAAUCCUUUUUAUUUAAAAUCUCUUUUGCCAUUAUUUAUUUUUCUUUUUAUGAUUUUGGUUUCACCUUCUACAAUAAAUACUCUUGAUAAAUACAUAUCACUAUUAUUUGAAAUACCAAUGUGUAUUUUAAGAUAUAUUAUUAUCAAGAAAUUAGGAGGAAUAUUAAUAUUGUCAUUUUCUGAAGAGAAUGUUCAAACUUGUAUCAAAGAGCUUGAAAAAGAAACAUUAAUUCAUUCAAUAAAAUUAGCAUAUAUUUGGCAACCAUAUUUUUCAUUUUAUAUUGCAAGUUUUAAUAUAUCAACUAAAAGUGAUGAAAGUAUGAAUUUUAAAAUUCAAGAAUUUAUAAAUAAUAUUUUGUACCGAAAUUUUAAAAAAGUAAUUAAUAAUCAUGAAAAUGAGAAUGUAUGGGAAAUUAAUGUUUCUAUUGAAAGGAUAUCUGUUUAA